Vombatus ursinus (common wombat) is the source of this 896-nucleotide messenger RNA. RefSeq names its product LLP homolog, long-term synaptic facilitation factor (gene LLPH). The record is from RefSeq and is a predicted model, not a curated record. Gene Ontology annotation, biological process: dendrite extension. The coding region runs from base 79 to 456 and encodes 125 amino acids. Gene Ontology annotation, molecular function: RNA binding. Gene Ontology annotation, cellular component: nucleolus. Lineage: Eukaryota; Metazoa; Chordata; Mammalia; Diprotodontia; Vombatidae. The transcript is spliced from 3 exons.
GCUGACCGGGCGGAAGUGUGGCAGCUGGCGGAAGUAGUUCUCCCCGUGGGCUCCGAGGGCCGUGAGCUCCAGGUAAAAAUGGCAAAAAGCUUACGGAGUAAGUGGAAAAGGAAGAUGCGUGCAGAAAAGAGAAAGAAGAAUGCACCAAAGGAACUUAGUCGCCUAAAAAGUAUACUUAAAAUAGAUGGUGAUGUUUUAAUGGAAGAGGUUAAAGACAUAGUAACCGUGGUAGCACCUGGAAAAAUCAAAGAGAAAACAGACUCUGUGGGGAAAGAUCAAGAGGGUGAAUCGAAAAUGGAAGUGGAUGUUAAAAGAAACAAAAAGAGUCUUUUAGAUGAACAUGGACAGUACCCAGUUUGGAUGCACCCGAGGCAAAGGAAAAAACUAAAGGCAAAACGGGGCAAAGGGAAAAACAAAGUGAAGGCAGCAAAAGCAGCAAAGGGUCUGGCCUGGUAGAGUUUAAAGGCCUGGAAACACAUCACGUGGACAUGUUUGUUCAGAAUAUAUACUUUGAUUGAAUGAAAAUCAUUUGUUUCCGUAGUCUGCCUUCACCAGUUACUUCGGCUGAAACACGAAAUAUCUUUUUUCCAUACUUCAUUUGAGUCUUCAUUAUUAAACAUUCUUUUUUGUUUGUCAGUGUUAGCUGCACCAAACUUUUGUCUGUGUCAGUGAUUUAUCUGAUCCAGCAGUUUUCAGCAGAUGAACUGUGUAAUCAUUACAUAUUCUUGCACUUUUGGCAAAUAUAUAUGAUAAAGAUACAACAUAGGCUGUUAUCAAAUUUUAGACAGCCCCACUCUAAAAAACAAAAGGUGUCAUAUUUUUUAUAAUUUCUUAGACAUAAGUGUUGUUUAUCUAAACAGAACUUGUGUUCCUACAGUUUUUUUUUUGCUCUAUAA